Molecule: messenger RNA, 621 nt
Organism: Fonsecaea erecta
Lineage: Eukaryota; Fungi; Ascomycota; Eurotiomycetes; Chaetothyriales; Herpotrichiellaceae
Exons: 2
Coding region: 1-621 (206 amino acids)
Source: RefSeq, a predicted model, not a curated record
AUGAUUCCAAUCGAAGGGUUGCCGCCUUCGUGUUACUACCUCCCUAGUUUCAUUACUCAGUCCGAGGAGCAGCAGAUCCUCAACGACAUCCACAAAUUGCCGGAGUCCCGCUGGACUGUCCUCACCCACCGGCGGCUAUUGUCUCUGCCCUCGACCCUAACCGGUUCUGCCCGUGACACUCUCCUUGCUGCGCCCUUGCCAGCCUAUCUCGAUGCGACCGUCGCUCGUCUUCAACAAGCUGGAUGCUUUGAGAAUUCCACACACAAAGCUCCGAAUCAUGUCUUGAUCAACGAAUACAAGCCAGGAGAAGGAAUCAUGCCCCAUGAAGAUGGUCCUGCGUAUGACCCAAUCACGGCCACAGUGAGCUUGGGCAGUCACACUGUACUCGACAUCUACAAGAAGAACGAAGCUGGUGAACGAGAGGCGAAUCCUACCUGGCGAAUUUUGCAAGAGCCUCGGAGUUUGCUGGUCACCACGGGCGAAAUGUACAUCAACACACUGCACGGUAUCUCAGAGAUACAGACGGAUGAGAAUCUGAACGGCGAACAUAUCAUCAACUGGGAUCUUCUUGGCGACCAGCGACCCUAUGAGCGCGCAUUAGCCUUACCCUACGUGACGUGA